Messenger RNA from Girardinichthys multiradiatus, 2721 nucleotides. Its product is annotated as neuronal acetylcholine receptor subunit non-alpha-2-like. NCBI's taxonomy places the organism in Eukaryota, Metazoa, Chordata, Actinopteri, Cyprinodontiformes, Goodeidae. The record is from RefSeq and is a predicted model, not a curated record. Gene Ontology annotation, biological process: nervous system process; signal transduction; regulation of membrane potential. The coding region runs from base 197 to 1654 and encodes 485 amino acids. Gene Ontology annotation, molecular function: acetylcholine-gated monoatomic cation-selective channel activity; transmembrane signaling receptor activity. The transcript has 6 exons. Gene Ontology annotation, cellular component: postsynaptic membrane; synapse; neuron projection.
UGCAAAAAACAGACGCACACACAAUCACACCGGGCCUCUGCCCGCUGGAUAACCGCAGGAGCGCGGUGAUUUUUUUUUUUUUUACGCAACGCUGCUGAUGGGAACCUUAGCGACUCCUCGUCCUCAGCUAAACGGGACAUAGUAAUAAAAGCAACCACAAAGACAACAAGGGCUAUCAGCGGGAUUGGGAAACAAGAUGAAGUUGGCGGUCCUCCUCCUGCUUUCCCUCAUGAUGUGUCCUCUGUGCCGUGGUGCCGCUUCGUCUCCCAGUACAUUUAUAUCCUUGGCGGAGAUGGAGGACGCUCUGCUUAAAAACCUUUUCCAGGGAUAUCAGCGCUGGGUUAGGCCCAUCCAGCGAGCCAAUGACACUGUCAAAGUUCGAUUCGGACUUAAGAUCUCUCAGCUGGUUGAUGUGGAUGAAAAAAACCAGCUCAUGACAACAAACGUUUGGUUGACUCAGGAGUGGAUCGAUUAUAAGCUGCGAUGGAAUCCAGAUAAAUAUGGUGGGAUCACCUCCAUCAGAGUUCCAUCAGAAAAUAUCUGGCUCCCAGACAUCGUCCUGUAUGAGAACGCUGAUGGGCGUUUCGAGGGCUCCCUGAUGACCAAAGCCAUUGUAAAGCACAACGGUGCCAUCACCUGGACCCCACCCGCUAGUUACAAGUCUGCCUGCACCAUGGAUGUCACCUUUUUCCCCUUUGACCGGCAGAACUGCUCUAUGAAGUUUGGUUCGUGGACCUAUGAUGGCAACAUGGUGGAUCUGGUCCUGAUGGACAACCACGUUGAUCGGAAAGACUUCUUCGAUAAUGGAGAGUGGGAGAUACUCAGUGCCACUGGAGCCAAAGGAAACCGGAAGGAUGGCUUGUAUUCCUACCCAUUCAUCACCUACUCCUUUAUCCUGAAGAGAUUGCCACUGUUCUACACACUCUUUCUCAUCAUCCCUUGUUUGGGUUUGUCCUUUCUUACUGUCCUUGUGUUUUACCUUCCUUCAGAUGAAGGAGAGAAGCUGUCACUCUCCACCUCUGUCCUAGUCUCCCUUACUGUGUUCCUUCUGGUCAUAGAGGAGAUCAUUCCGUCCUCCUCCAAGGUGAUCCCCCUCAUCGGAGAAUAUCUGCUCUUCAUUAUGAUCUUUGUCACCCUUUCGAUCAUCGUCACUGUCUUUGUCAUCAAUGUGCACCAUCGCUCCUCAGCCACCUACCACCCAAUGUCGCCAUGGGUUCGCAGCCUUUUCCUUCAGAAACUACCCAGACUGCUUUGCAUGCGAGGACACACUGACCGGUACCACUACCCGGAGCUGGCUCCAGAAAGUCCUGAACUGAAGCCUCGCUCUGCAGGUCGGAGAGGAGGCCAGAGGACAAGCAGUGGAGCUUUUGGACAGGCAGCUUCUGAUGGGAAGGAAGAAGAGGCUUGGGCCACCAUGUUGGAGAAAGCCGUCUAUUCGGUUCGAUACAUCAGCAGACAUAUCCGCAAAGAACACUUCAUUCGUGAGGUGGUCCAAGACUGGAAAUUUGUAGCCCAGGUGUUAGACCGAAUCUUUCUGUGGGCUUUCCUUACUGUCUCAAUUCUGGGCACCAUCCUUAUCUUCACUCCAGCCCUGCAGAUGUUCCUGAAAACCCCUCCUCCAUCUCCAACUGAGGAGCCACCUUUACACCAGUAACCAUCACUUUAUCUUAGGGUGCUAAAGAUCUGCAUUCAAGAAUCUGUAAAAAGUUACAGCUGAGCAAGAAGAAGCCAUCAAGAACUCCUUAACUUCUUCUGACCACUCUGUAAUGUGAGGUUUAUAUCUCAUAUGUAUGUUUCAAGUGCACAGUACAUUUCACACAACUAUUACAGCAUUUGAGUGCAGCUUAGUGUAAUUUAUUCAAUUAAGACAUUUCUUCACAAACUGAUAUUCAGUUCUGUAGGUCACAUGCUCACAUGUUCUAAGAUGGCAUGAAGGCUGAUAUUCAAUCAAUGGGAAUCUGGAAGAUAAAUUAAAAAAAACAACAUAUGCAUAUAGAAUGAAAGCUGAAUUUAUGCAUAUAACUCACUUGCUCAAAUUAUUUUUGCUGUUUAGAUGUUUGUUUUACACAUUAUUUCUGUUUCAACUUAAAAUUAUCCAUUUAGGAUUCCCAGAAAAAGUGAUUAUUUUUUAUAAAAAUCAUUUUUCAUUACUUAAAUGUCACUAACCUCCCAAAAUUGCAUCUUGUUGAUUCUAGAUUCCAGCAGCAUAAUUAAACUACUUUGCAUGUUUACUACCAACACAUUGACUUUCACUUUGGAGUUUUUUGCAAAACUCUUAAAGAAAUAGCUCAGUUUGGAUAUAAAAACAUUUAGCGAAGAGGUCUUAUGUCUGUUUUCUGUUCAGUACAGUUUUAACUGUAUUUCUCAUACUCUCUAAAAGCAAGAUAUAUAUAUCUAUUAAAUUUGUUAUUAACAUUAUGCAUAAAAAUCUGUAAAAAUGGAGGCUGCAGCAAAGAAAUCAGAAAGGAUAAAUGGUGACUCAUAAAGAAUUAUUUCUGCUGCUGAUAUCGCCACCUAGGGGUAAAUCAGAACAAAAUCAGAAUCAGCUUUAUUGCCAAGUUUGUGCAGACAAACAAGGAGUUCGGUAAACUUUGUCUCAAUAAUAAAGAGUAUCUUUUUAAAUGCACAUAUAAUGUGAGAUCAGUUCAAGGAUGCGUGGUGUUGUUCUGAAACUCUGACCGUCAAGUAUUCAUCAGAGAAACAGCCUGGGGGAAGAAACAA